AUGGCCUCGUCUCGUUGGUGGCUCUAUGUGCAGGCCAUCUUUUGGCGCUUCCUGAUGCGCAUCGGCAUGUUCCUACAUGAGAUCGGCCCUCCCCGACCACCCCGACCGUUAUUCACCCGUACCGUCACUUCCGACGACCAUUGCCAUCCCGUCGUACUCCACUUUUACUGUCCGCCAAAUUAUCACGAACAACGAAGGCUAGGCCAUCGUUUCCCCGUCGCCGUCAACUUCCACGGAGGCGGUUUCACACUCGGCGCCGCUACGGAUGAUUCUCGCUGGGCGAAAAUAGUGCUGGACACUGUCGGGGCCGUAAUGGUGAGCGUCGCGUACCGACGAGCCCCCGAACACCCAUUCCCGCGGCAACAUGCCGGCGAACUGGGGUUAGAUGUGAGCCGCGUGGCGCUGAGCGGGUUCUCGGCAGGCGGAAACUUGGCUGUCACGGUGCCCUUGCGACUGCGUGGUAGAGUAUCCACGGAAGUGAAGGAACACCUGGGUCGGGCGGAAUCUACACAAAAUCUUCUCAACCAGGUCAGCGAUCUCAACAUUGUUGCUGUCUUCGCUUGGUACCCGAUUCUGGACUUUGAAGAAUCUCGCGAUCACCGUCGUGCUAUGAGUCUGAUGCCGGAUAAGACCCUCCCUGCAUUUUUCACUACCCUCUUCGAUGAGGCCUAUCUUCCUAAUUUGGAAGAUCGUGUCUCCCCCUACGCUUCUCCCAUCCACGCAUCUGACCGUGUCCUGGCUGAAGCUCUUCCCGCGACGUGUUUUUAUUUAUCUGCGAAGAGCCUCGGUAAACGCCCCCGUGCCAUGCUAAUCGAGAAAGCCCGACAUGCGUGGGAUAAGUCACCCAAUCCGUGGCGGGACCAAAACAGCGUGGACAUCUUAUACCGCGAUGCCUGUGCUGAUAUGAAGGCUAUCUUCGACCGGUGA
Molecule: messenger RNA, 927 nt
Organism: Penicillium mononematosum
Lineage: Eukaryota; Fungi; Ascomycota; Eurotiomycetes; Eurotiales; Aspergillaceae
Exons: 3
Coding region: 1-927 (308 amino acids)
Molecular function (GO): hydrolase activity
Source: RefSeq, a predicted model, not a curated record